GAUUGGUCCUCGCUGCUGUCACUCCAUAAGCAACUGGUUUGCUCGUUGUGCCGAGUUUUUGUUCAUAUACCACUGAUGAGCCCCCCGCCCGGAUAACAUAAUACUGUCCCCUACGGUGAAGCCCAUUACAGCCAGGACUCUGACUUUGCUUUCCCUUCACCGGCCCGUCCUCUUUGUCAUCACACGCUCAGCAGCCAGAAGAAGAAGAAAAUGGCGACAAACAGGAAGAGGGAAUCCUGCCAAUUGUAAUUUCCAUUGUUGAGGUUGCCGUUGCCUUGGGGAUCACCUGCGUACUGGUCUGUUAAGAAUUCUCAUUGACGGAACCUUUUGUCAAGCUGCGUUGAAAAACAAGAUCCAGAUCAAGGAGCAAAUGCCCAAGUAUUUUAUGGGGGAAGUGCAGCUCUGCACCACAAACUGUGCUCUCAAAGAACUGGAAACACUCGGGAAGGAACUUUAUGGCGCAAAAAUUAUCCUGCAGCGGUAUCAAGUGAGGAAAUGUGCACAUUUCAAGAACCCUGUAUCUGCUUCUCAGUGUCUGCUGUCCAUGCUGGAGGACACAAAUCCACAUCACUACUUUAUUGCCACACAGGACCACACGCUAACAACCAGCCUUAAAAAGAUCCCAGGCGUGCCUCUGCUCUACAUCAUCCUCAACACCAUCGUGCUGGACAAACCCAGCCAGCCAUCGCUCGAGCACGUCCAGGCCGUCCAGCUGGGGGAACUCGUGACCCCGAGCCAGCAACAGAGCCUCCGCAGCAUGAAGGUGGAGCAAGGCAUCGUGGCGCAGAAGGCGAGACGGGGGAUCAAGAGGAAGAGGAAACCGCACAACCCGAACCCUUUGAGCUGCCUGAAGAAGAAGAAGAAAGGCAUGCCGACGCCGCCGCUUCAAAAAAGCGAACCGGGUCAGAAGAAAAGUCGGAGCCGACACAAGAAGCGAAGGACUGAUGGAGUUGGAGAUGCGCUCCCAGGACCUGCAGCUGGCCCAAACCCUCCUGGGACUCAACACCGAGAUCCAAAGACUAAGAAGGGAGAGUUACGGAGGCGUGGAGGAAUUCGGAGAUUAUCAGCCAUAAGGAUGAUAAAAUGUAAAAAAAAAAAUGGACAGUUACCCAUAAAGUAAGCAGGGUAUGUUUGCAUGAUGAAUUGCACUUACACCCACAAAUAAAAUAGAUUGUAUCUUUUUACUGUACAAGCUUGGCAAUGCAUGCACGUUGCAAAUUGGGACAAUAUAUGAAUCAUAACAAUGCAAAAUAUCAUAUUUUAAUACAUAAUAAAAUAAAUAUUAUAGGCUGCAAUUUAACUAACACAACCUGCCUUAAUAAUAGGCAGCAGCUGUACCAUUACACUGGAAAAGG
Molecule: messenger RNA, 1355 nt
Organism: Doryrhamphus excisus (bluestripe pipefish)
Lineage: Eukaryota; Metazoa; Chordata; Actinopteri; Syngnathiformes; Syngnathidae
Source: RefSeq, a predicted model, not a curated record